Messenger RNA from Pezoporus occidentalis (night parrot), 2316 nucleotides. It is a transcript of the gene SLC7A3, whose product is annotated as solute carrier family 7 member 3. The record is from RefSeq and is a predicted model, not a curated record. The transcript is spliced from 12 exons. NCBI's taxonomy places the organism in Eukaryota, Metazoa, Chordata, Aves, Psittaciformes, Psittacidae. Gene Ontology annotation, cellular component: plasma membrane. Gene Ontology annotation, molecular function: L-ornithine transmembrane transporter activity; L-lysine transmembrane transporter activity; L-arginine transmembrane transporter activity. Bases 110 to 2152 code for a protein of 680 amino acids. Gene Ontology annotation, biological process: L-ornithine transmembrane transport; L-arginine import across plasma membrane.
CGGCGGGCCGGGCGCGGCCUGGCGCAACCGGUGCUGCGCUUGCAUCAGCCGCCGCCCGCACGUGCUGUACCGGUCCCCUUCUCCGGGGCAGCGCUGGGCUCCCGGCGGGAUGGAGCGUGGCUGGGAGCUCCUCGGGGCUGGAGAUGCCCCCUCGGGUGCUGAGUGGGGUGGGUCCCGAGGGGGAUUGACGGCCCCCGGGUUGCGGCGGGGUGCGGGGCUUCGAGCAGCUGAGCACCACCCACGAGAGGACUUUGAGGGAAAAAUGAGCAGUGUUGGGAAGAAGCUGAUCCGCCGGCGCGUGGUGGAUCUGAGCUCCGAGGACACGCGUUUCGCUCGCUGCCUCUCCACGCUGGACCUCAUAGCCCUGGGAGUUGGCAGCACACUGGGGGCUGGCGUGUACGUGCUGGCUGGGGAGGUGGCCAAGGAUAUGGCUGGUCCCUCCAUCGUCCUCUGCUUUUUGGUGGCUGCUCUCUCAUCGGUACUGGCCGGACUCUGCUACGCAGAGUUUGGGGCCCGCGUCCCCAAGACUGGCUCUGCCUACCUCUACAGCUACGUCACCGUUGGCGAGAUCUGGGCUUUCACAACUGGCUGGAACCUCAUUCUCUCCUAUGUGAUAGGUACGGCCAGCGUGGCUCGAGCCUGGAGCGCGGCGUUUGACAACAUCAUUGACAACCACAUCUCCAACUUCUUCACGAACAAGACCACACUGCACCUGCCAGGGGUGCUGGCCGAGCGCCCGGACUUCUUUGCCCUGAUCCUGAUUGGGAUGCUCACUGCGCUGCUCGCCUUUGGCGUCAACGAGUCUGCCAUCGUGAACAAAAUCUUCACGGCGAUGAACCUGGUGGUGCUGGGCUUUGUCAUCAUCGCUGGCUUCGUGAAGGGAGACAUCAAGAACUGGCAGCUCUCAGAGGAGGACUACAUCAACCUCUCGUACCUGCAGCCACUGGUCAAGAAAGCAGACUUCGGCUCCGGUGGGUUUGUCCCCUUUGGGCUGGAAGGGAUCCUGACUGGUGCUGCCACUUGUUUCUACGCCUUUGUGGGCUUUGAUUGCAUCGCCACCACAGGGGAGGAAGCCAAGAACCCCCAACGCUCCAUCCCCAUUGGCAUCAUCGUGUCCCUCCUCAUCUGCUUCGUGGCUUAUUUCGGGGUCUCUGCAGCUCUGACCCUCAUGGUGCCCUAUUUCCUCCUGAACAAGAAGAGCCCCUUGCCUGAGGCUUUCAAGGCAGUGGGCUGGGAGCCCGCCCGGUACGCUGUUGCUGUUGGCUCACUCUGUGCCCUCUCCACCAGCUUGUUGGGUUCCAUGUUCCCUAUGCCUCGUGUGAUCUAUGCCAUGGCGGAGGAUGGGCUGCUCUUCAAGUUCCUGUCCAGCAUCAACAGCCGCACAAAGACCCCUCUGUCAGCCACCAUCACCUCGGGGCUCCUCGCAGCCGUGAUGGCCUUCCUGUUCGACCUGAAGGACCUGGUGGACCUCAUGUCCAUCGGCACGCUGCUGGCCUACUCCCUGGUGGCAGUGUGUGUGCUCAUCCUCCGGUACCAGUCUGGGCAGCUGAACUCCCCGAAGGCUAUGGAAAUGCUGGAGCAGAACGGGAAUGAGGAGGAGAGGGUGAUCAUGAACCCGACCGUCACCACCACCAGCGCCCAGCAGAAGGAGACGCUGUCCCUGGCGACGCUCUUCAACCCUCCCACGGACACCCCCACCGCGCUCUCGGGGCGCAUCGUCUAUGUCUGCGUGUCGCUCAUAGCCACGCUGAUCACCAUCAUCUGCGUGGUGCUGACCCUCGAGGUGUCGGCACUGAAGGCCGGCAGCGUGGGCUGCAUCGCGGCACUGGCACUGCUCAUCGCGGCCCUGCUCAUUCCCACCAUCAUCAUUUGGAGGCAGCCACAGAGCAACGCGCGGUUGAACUUCAAAGUACCUUUCCUCCCCCUCCUGCCAAUUUUCAGCAUCUUUGUGAACAUCCUGCUGAUGGUACAGCUGAGUGCUGGUACUUGGGUACGGUUUGCUGUCUGGAUGGCCGUGGGUUUUAUGAUUUACUUUGGCUAUGGGAUCCGAAACAGCGUGGAAGGGAAAACCGCGGAGGAAACCUGCGCCGCAGGAGAAAAGCCUCUGCACCAGCCUGCACUGAACUCUGGCCCCAGCGCUGCUGCAGUCUGAGGGACCAGGCACCGGCACUCCAAGGACCUCGGCCAGUAUUCCCGCUUUGAGAUACGGUACAUCCAUCCCCCCUCCCACAGGAGCAAGUCCCAAGAGCCAGGACCAGGGAGCCAGGUCAUGCAUUGCGCAUUCCCCUCUCAGAGUACAGGUACCAGAGAUGAGCU